Trichoderma virens Gv29-8 is the source of this 2358-nucleotide messenger RNA. RefSeq lists its product as uncharacterized. The transcript has a single exon. Bases 1 to 2256 code for a protein of 751 amino acids. Lineage: Eukaryota; Fungi; Ascomycota; Sordariomycetes; Hypocreales; Hypocreaceae. The record is from RefSeq and is a predicted model, not a curated record.
AUGGCGAGAUUCGCGAAAAUCUACCGACCCGUGAGCGCCACCAAGCCUCAAAGCCGAUUCGCAGAAGUCGAACUCGAGCAGGACUCGAGCUCGAAUGCCUCUACAAAGCCACUGACAUGGCCCGGGCCCUGGGGUCGGAUAGGAGGCCUGGCAGGCACAGCCAUCCUACUCGGCACGGUUCUGCAGCUCGGGACGUUUGGCUUCCUCGUCUUCCUCUGGACCGCACGCGGUUCCGAUCCCAGCGGAGCAAAAGCACCGUCGGUUUGGCGAGACAUCUUCCUCAAGGGCGCCGGCACCCGGGUGGUGACCGUUUGCGCCCUCAUCAUCCGCUCCAUCGUCGGGCUCCAGGCGACGGUCUGUACCGGCCUGGCAGCCGCGUUGGUCCUCGAGGCCCGGAACGUGGUGGACAUGAGCAACGCGGCUACGUUCUCGGUUCUGCGUGCUGUCAACGGUGGACCGAUUUCCUUCGUCACGCCGCUCGCUCGAACGCCGGCCAAGUUGUUCACGUCUUUCCCGGCGGUGUUGAUCCUCGUGAUCUGGCUGGGGUCCAUGGCCAUUUCCUUCUCAUCGACCAUCCUUCUGUCCGACUUUCGCAAUGUCCAACUCCUCCUCUCCUCCUCCACUUCUCUUGUUCCAGCGCUCGAGGCCUCUGCAGAGCUCGUCGGUCCAUUCGGUUUAUCUACUCCGGGGCCCGACCCGGGGAUCUGGCAGCAGUCCCUACAGACGUAUCCCACCUUUGGAGAGGCCACCAUGGAACCACCGACUGUUCGGGAUGGUUUCGCCGACACGGGGCUCAUUAAGCGGUCGUUGAUACCUCUUCAGGCUCAGAGCCGCAAGAAUCUCCGUUCAUAUCAGGGUGUUUCGGCCGUCUACACCUCUCGCGCUGCUUGUACGCGUCCUACGAUUUCUGGAAGUAUCACUGGCAUCGCACCCAUUACGGCCAUAUCCCAUCAGAUGGAGGAUGCGAAUCUAUCUGGCAGCAUCACUUGGGAAUCACAAAACGACAUCCCCUUCUUAAAUGGCCUGUCUUGUGGGCCUACGGGGUCAAAGUGCAAGUCCCUUCCCAUCAGCUGCGGCGUGCCAUAUGCCUAUAUCGAUUCCGACCAGGCCAUCCUGCCGCGCAACCCAACUUCAUUAUGCAACAUCCGCAGCUACAGGUACAAUUUCCUUCCCAAUGAGCCCGUCCCAGCUUUGUUCUUGGUGUUUAAUACCGACGUGAACACCGACUUUUGGGCCAAUGCGUCUCUAGCGGCUAUUCAACGAAACGAAAGCGGCAUUCAUCUCCCGGCGCAGACUAACUCGCAUGAAUGGGCCGUUAUGAAAUUUGGAGACCACUUUACUCUCAAUGCCUCACUGUGUCUCAUCAACUCAACGCUGACGAUGGAGGACGUCUCUCUCAGCACCACAGAGGAUCCCCUGGAGCCGGAGAUUCAGUACAAUGCUUCCAACAAGACCUGGUCUACCGAUGCCAUUGUCAACAUGGUGGAUACAACGGCCAACGCAUCGUACGUCUCUCGCGGCAUCAUGUCCCUUGAUUCGUGGACCGAUGUCUCGUCGGACGAGCUCAACGAGAUGUACGCCCAGUCGCCCAACUACAACCCCGACUUGGCCAGCAGCACCGAAGUCACGAGGCGCUUCCUCCAGGCCGUAAUCGACGGCAUCAACACCAACGAUUUCUAUCAGCAAGGGGGAAUCAACUUCUCCGUCUACAUCUGCGGCGUCUGCUCCCCGCUCGGGGGCUCCCAGAUCUCGAGCUCCACUUGGCAGACGCACCCGUACAUCAGCCUCGUCUUUCACGCCGUUGCCAACAGAACAGCAAGUAUCGCGCAGGCCAUGCAGGCGACCUUCUUCUGGCUCUACCAGGCGCAGUAUUCAAACGCCAUCCCCGGCUUCGACAUGGGCAACGACAGCACCAUGACCUGGUCGGCUGAGGCGCUGGUGCCCGUGGGCCGCAACGGUCUCAUCGUAGUAGGCGUGCUGGUGCUGGUCAACUUGAUCUGUGUGUUUGCGGUGACGGGCCUGUUCCUGUGGCGGACGCACUGGUCGCUGUAUGGGAACGUGUGGCAUGCCGUCGCGCAGUUGGUGGCUGGGUCGGAGAUUCGGCCGAUACUGGAGGAUGCGACGGCGGCGACGGACGAGGAGAUUGGCGACAAGUUGAAGAGCGAGGGCAUCAAGAGGAUCAAGGUUGGGUUGUGGGAUCAAGGGGGCGGGAGGUUGGCGGUGGCCAGUGGCUCCGACCACGCUGGAGGUGCAUAGUAUUCGGCCAGCUAUAAUAAUCUCUCUAUAUCUUCAUAUUUUCAUAUCUUUAUAGCAUUCUAACGAGUAAUAAUGAAAAUGAGCAUUUCCUUUUGGUUGGGU